This is a messenger RNA of Notolabrus celidotus (New Zealand spotty), 2246 nucleotides long. It is a transcript of the gene tysnd1, whose product is annotated as trypsin domain containing 1. Bases 281 to 1882 code for a protein of 533 amino acids. Gene Ontology annotation, molecular function: serine-type endopeptidase activity. The record is from RefSeq and is a predicted model, not a curated record. Gene Ontology annotation, cellular component: peroxisome. The transcript has 4 exons. Gene Ontology annotation, biological process: regulation of fatty acid beta-oxidation; protein processing. NCBI's taxonomy places the organism in Eukaryota, Metazoa, Chordata, Actinopteri, Labriformes, Labridae.
GGUCAGGCACGUUCUCUCGUAGACCAGUGAGACUCAACCAGGAAGUAUGGCCACAACUCAUGUUUUUGGAUACUACUGCGAGUAAUAAAACCCCAAAGACAUUACUUUAAAUUGUAUAAGUCAGUCUGUUAUGUCUGCCCAAUAUGGAGGACUGUUUUCUUGUCUCACGACACGUCUAUAGCUGUUUUAAUGAGCUUCUUUUCAACGAUUUGUAAGUGUCCUCAAGUUGCUCCAGUGUGUUAUCAGCGUGUGGGUAAAGUUCACCUGCAUUGCUAACAACAUGGAGGUAGAGGAGGUCGAGAGAACUUGCUGUGUUGUAAAAGUUUUUGAGGAGUUUUCGGUAAAGAAAGCUGUAAGCUGCAGCGGAGUCAUCGUCCAUCCUCAGACUGGAACUGUGAUCUGCACCGGACUCCCGUUUUCUCGUUUAAUUAACAACAAAGGCCCUCUCUCCAAAGACCACCGGUUUCUAUCUCCACAAAGCUUCAGUGACAAACUCAAAAUCCGAGUCAGCUAUUUUACAGAACGAUAUGUGGACACCAGCCAGUCUGCACAUGGAAAAGCAUUGUCACCCUCCAGAAACAAAACAACACAACAACAGGAAGUUACAGCUGAGCUGCUGAUGCUGGUGAACUGCCUGGAGUUCAGACAGGCUUUCCAGGCUGUUUUCCAAGAGGGUGACCAGUGGCGAUUCCAUGCUGAUGAAGAGGACGAGGAGCUGAUCAGAGAUGCACAGUUCCUCAGCUGGUUUGCUGUACUCAAGGCAAGUGAUAUGGCACACAGCAAACAAAGUUCAAGUACUGUCCCUUGGCAGAACAGCUCAUCUCUACAGAAAGGAUGCCCUGUGGUUGCAUGUGGCUCGCCUUUUGGCUCCCUCUGCUUGGAUCUCUUCAUCAGCACUCUCAGCAGAGGUAUCAUCAGCAACCUUGCAGGAGAGGACAACGCUAUCAUCCUUACAGAUGCCCGAUGUUUGCCAGGCACAGAGGGAGGAGGGUUGUUUGUAUCGAAAGGUAUGAAUGACAUGCGUCUCGUUGGACUCAUCGUGUCUCCAUUUGGUUGGAAGGCGAACGAGUGGAUAGGCCUCACUCUUGUCUGCUCAGUCAGCUUGAUCUUUAAGAAUCUCAUCCGCUGCUUGAGCGUUCAAGACCCACUCCGAGAUGUUUGGCUCCACGGUGGGGAAGAAGGCCUUCACAUGUCUCUUGCAGCCCAUGAGUCAAAAGCUGUGAAAUACCCCACUGUGUGCCUUGUAGAUAGUGGACAGUUCUGGGGCUCAGGGGUUGUCGUCAGCUCUCGGCUGGUUGUGACCUGCAGACAUGUCGUUGACGGGAAGUCAACAGUCAACCUGAAGUUUCAUCGCAAGGACAGAGUCCAUGAUAUGGUGGGAGACGUCCUGUUUUCCACUAAAGCAUCCUCCCCCUAUGAUUUGGCUCUGGUGCAGAUGAGAGACUCCAUCAUGAAGGCUGUGAUCCCCCAAAUGGCUCAGAGUUUUAAUCCAGGUGACCCUGUAGUUGUGGUGGGAUAUGGAGGUUUAGGUCGGAGAAGCGGUCCGUCCCUGACCUGUGGUAUCCUCUCCAAAGCCAUUUUAUUGAAUGACCAACCGGUCAUGCUUCAGACUACUUGUGCAGUACAAGCUGGGACCAGCGGGGGCGCUGUGAUACGAAGACGCUCAGGAGAGCUGCUGGGUAUAGUGUCCAGCAACACUAGGGACAUUGCUGCCAAAGUGACCUACCCACACCUCAACUUCAGCAUCCCGGUGACUGUUUUCCAGCAGCUUCUAGAGCAAUUUAACCAGACAAGAGAUGUUGAUGUGCUGAGAGAGCUGGACACCACAGAAAAUGAAGUCAGAAGAGUGUGGAGGCUACAGGCUGCUCCAAGCAAACUCUAACAGAGAGAUAUGAUAGAGACAAAUAAUGGAUGGUGUUAUUGCAAAAUCAAGUCAGAUAAUUUUAUGUAUACCCUUUUAAAGAUAAGUGUUAUUUUCUAAUAUAUGGUAAUAUGUUUCAUACCUCACUUUGUUACAGAAACAAACACCAGGAUAAAGAGCUAGGGGAGUAAAGGUAACAGAAAGCAGAAUCUUUAAUACUUAAUGUUGACACUCAGAAUCAUGCAGUAAACACAGUGAAAUAUUUAUAAGAUCACUUGAUGUUAACGGAAAGUUAAAGUUGCUUUGUAACUGUUUUCCUCCUUUUUAUGAAGUGUAAUUCACAAUAAUGCCAUUAAAACUAAUGAUACUGAUUUUUUUGCUGAUA